Morone saxatilis (striped sea-bass) is the source of this 954-nucleotide messenger RNA. RefSeq names its product pleckstrin homology domain containing B1 (gene plekhb1). Gene Ontology annotation, biological process: regulation of cell differentiation. The record is from RefSeq and is a predicted model, not a curated record. The coding region runs from base 1 to 558 and encodes 185 amino acids. Gene Ontology annotation, cellular component: membrane. NCBI's taxonomy places the organism in Eukaryota, Metazoa, Chordata, Actinopteri, Moronidae. The transcript is spliced from 6 exons.
AUGGCGCUGCUGAGGUCAGGCUGGCUGUGGAGACAGACUUCCGUCCUAAGACGCUGGAAGUUAAACUGGUGUGACCUUUGGGUAGAUGGGAGUCUCUGCUUCUACAAGACCGACAGCAGGCGAGAGCUGGAGCACCGCAUCAGCCUCAAGCUAGCAUGUGUAGACGUGAGAUCUGGCCUGGAAUGUGGAGAUGUGGCUCCACCAGAGAGCAACCCCAGACAGAAUCUCAUUGUGAUUCAACUUAAAGACGGCUCAACAGUCAACCUGUGUGCCAACAGCGAGGAUGAAUCCAUAGCGUGGAAACUGACUCUGCUAGAGACCAGGAGAAACCCGGCGUUCACAUACGACCCAUAUGAUGACUCCUACCAGGCUAUCCCCAUCAACAGCUACCAAACAGUCUACAUCACACCUGGAGCAGGACCAGGAACCCACCAGGUGAUUGUUCAGAGGGACCCGUUUGAUGGAGUGAUGGAGAACAUAGCGCUGGGGUUACUGGCAGGCAUGGCAGCAGGGACAGCCAUGCGAUCCUUCCUCUGGAUGCCCUUCCUUUUCUGCUGAGAUGAUCUCCGUUACGGACGUGACAACACUGUGAUACUGGGACACUGGGACACUGGCAUCAGCAUGUGUAGAGAGGCUCUUUCCCUCCCUUUUGUACCAUCUCUUCCGAUCACAUCUGCUGAAACAAACUCCUGCUCUUCUGGCUGUUUUGACUUGUGUGCACUUUUGCAUAUAAGACUUAAGAAGCUGAGAAGGCUGCUAUGUAAUUGUAUGUAAUGUAAUUUUCUGCUUGUAUAUACAGCACACUGUGUACUCAUGAGCAUUUGUAACUGUCAGGAAGUCCAUUUUGUAUCUGAAUGUUCUUUUAUUUGCCGCAUGGAUUUUACACCCUGCCAGCUUAUACAUGUGUAGUUUGUAAGAUGUGUAGUCUGUAAACUGAAGUAUAAAAAUAAACUU